This is a messenger RNA of Prunus mume (Japanese apricot), 1537 nucleotides long. RefSeq names its product Glycine cleavage T-protein family. The record is from RefSeq and is a predicted model, not a curated record. Lineage: Eukaryota; Viridiplantae; Streptophyta; Magnoliopsida; Rosales; Rosaceae. Gene Ontology annotation, cellular component: mitochondrion. Gene Ontology annotation, molecular function: protein binding.
GAUUAGGAACGUCCAUCCGAACAUAUAUUUGGUAGAGACACGCGGGGCUGUCCAGACUCAAAAGACUCCAAGAAAUGGCUUCAAUUACAGGUGAUCUUCUGCUUCUCAAACCAUGGCGUUCCUUCUCUUAUCUCGACCAGAACGGUGCGUUUCCCUGGACUCAGACCAAGACGAAGGAACAUAAGCAGAAGCAUAAGUUCACACUCUCUUCCAAAACGACUAGGAAAGGGGUCGUUUUGGCCUUGCCUUUCGACCUCUCCCCUCCUCCCAUCGACCACGACCUCCUGGACAUUGUGGCAACUGAAGGGGCAAAGGUUUCCGAUGAUGGGAUUGUCGAAACUUUCGAUAACGAUGACCAAGCUUUUGAUGGAGCCUAUAAUGGUGUUGUGGUAGCAGACCUUUCACAUUUUGGACGGAUAAGAGUUAGCGGAGAAGACCGUAUCCAAUUUCUUCACAACCAAACAACUGCCAAUUUUGAAUGCCUUCAUGAAGGACAGGGAUGUGACACCGUUUUUGUUACACCAACAGCUCGGACAAUAGAUAUUGCACACGCGUGGAUAAUGAAAAAUGCAGUACUGUUAGUGGUCUCACCUGUGACUUCGAGAAGUAUCUCUGAAAUGCUGAAUAAGUACAUAUUCUUUAAUGACAAGGUAGAGAUUCAAGACAUCACUAAGCAAACUUGCUUCUUUGUUUUGGUGGGACCUAAAAGCAACCAGAUAAUGGAAGAGUUAAACCUAGGUGAUCUUGUUGGACAGCCAUAUGGCACACAUCAGCAUUUUAGUGUUAACGGGAUGCCUAUAACUGUGGGUGUGGGUAAUGUCAUUUCUGAAAAGGGUUUUUCACUUUUGAUGUCACCAGCUGCCGCUGGAUCAGUCUGGAAAACGAUUCUGUCACAGGGUGCAAUUCCAAUGGGCUCUAAUGCAUGGGAAAAACUAAGAAUUUUCCAAGGAAGGCCAGCUCCUCAGAAGGAGCUUACUAAUGAAUAUAAUGUCCUGGAGGCUGGUCUCUGGAAUUCGAUCUCUUUAAACAAAGGGUGCUACAAGGGACAAGAGACUAUAGCUAGACUCAUAACAUAUGACGGAGUUAAGCAAAGACUUUGGGCGAUUCGUCUAUCAGCCCCGGCAGAAGUUGGCAGCCUCAUUACAAUUGAUGGGAAAAAGGUUGGGAAGCUCACAAGUUGCACAUCGGGAAGAAAGGAAAAUGGGUAUUUUGGUUUAGGCUACAUCAAGAGGCAAACUGUUUCAGAGGGAGACACUGUAAUUGUUGGAGAUGCUGUUCCUGGAAGAGUGGUAGAAGUACCUUUUCUUGCUGGGCAACGCUCACCGACAAGGAGCUCAAGUUCUUGAGGUGCAUUCAUCCUUUAGACCAUGAAUCUCAAAUCCAAUUUACAUUCGGGCUUGAUUUUAAUUGUUCUCUACCAAUCCAAGACACAGAGGUGUUGUAACAUUAGGGAAGUAAAAUUGUUAUGAAGCUAUUCAUGAAAUAACAUCAAAUUAUAUUUUCGUGUUGUUUUGUGCGAAAGAGGGGCUUACUUUUA